CUCUGACGCGAUCGCGAACUCCGAUUCCCUUUUUGUUUAUUUUUCGCUUGCGUCCUUCGGACCGUUUUGUGUUUCCGAGGCAGCGAGACGAAGAAAAAAACGAGACGCGGAUGGAUCAAGCGACCGGAGAAGAUUGGUGCAGGCCGCCCGGAUAGCAUCGGCCAACAUCAAGACCCAGCAACAACAACAACCAAACACGACUACAAACCAAAGCCUCCAGUCAUAUCUUUCGUUUCGAAAACUAAAUAUAUAAGCACUAUUUUUUUAACCUUUUAACGAUACAACAAUCGUACAUAGUAUACGCUAUUCCCAAACAGUACAAAUUAAUUUAAGUCUGAGUGAUCGGUAUUUAUAAGAAGCCUUCGAACAAGCGAAAGAGAAUCUAUCAACGACCAGUAUUUAAACGUUCCAAAAUAAUAAUCGUUAAACGAGUGCACAAAAUAAUUUAUCGACCGUUAAAUUUAAACGAACCAAUUCCUCGAGCAUUUUCUAAAAGUCAGCCAAAGAUUUUAUAAACCCUUAGUCAUAAGACUCGUAAGUUAACUGCCCGUUGUUAAGGACUUUUUACAUUAUUUAUUUCGUAGUGGGCAAACGAAGUUAUUGUGAUUAGUGUAGUGUAAACCAGUGUGCCGUAUAAUCGUAUUUUAAGUGCUAAGAUAGCAGACUGACUUCACAAGUCGCGGUUUCAGAGUACAAAUAAUAAGUUCCAGUGCAGUUCCGAGUGUUCAGUACAAGUUAGACUUAGUAGAGGUUAUUUUUGUAUGCGUGGUGCGUGCGAGGGCGCGAUGAAGAAGCGCUCCAGGCGAGCGUCAUGAGCGAAGCGCUUCGCAGCGAGGCGGGCGACGCGCACCUGCCGCCCUUCUCCACCUUCGGCGACAUGGCCGACGAGCAGCGCAUCCUGGCCGCCGACACGCGUCUGCUCGACCCCGGCUGGGAGUACUACGAGCGGCACGGCGACACCGUCUCCGUCAUCGCCAGCCAGCCCCAGUACCGCCCCUGGGAGUCCAUGCCCAUCACCGUCAACUCCAAGGAUGCCAUCCUCAGAGCUGGCUUCUCCUCUCCGUUAGAUUACCAGUCGGUCACGCUGCAGCCCAUCGCCAACAAGCUGCCGUCCUUCCAGAGCCAGUUCCAAACGUUCCCCGAGACGACCGUCAUCCCGGAGACGGGCUUGCCGAGCGUCACGCCCGUGCCCGUCACCACCAGCCCCACGCCGAGCGCGAGUCCUAGUCAUAUAACGCAACUCACGCAGCUCACUACGCCGUCGUCUCCCGCGCAUCUGACGACCCUCGCGCAGGUGACGCCGCUGUCAACAACCCUGACUACUUUAUCGCCCGUCAACGCCACGACGUUCCACACGCUGACGGCGGUCAACGCCAGGAGCUACCCGAUCGUGCCUGCCCCGCUGCAAGCGAGGGAGCUCACGCCCGCCGGCCAGACCUACAUCGACGACCGGCACAUACAGCUGUAUCAACCAAACAUCGCAACUAUCAACGCAUUCCCAGCGCAAAACGGGAUCCUUCACCAAAAUGGAACAAUCUUACACCAAAAUGGAAGCUUAAUACAGAACAUCCAGAGUCCGACCGUCGUUCAUGUGCUGAAGAAUGAGCCUUUCGACGUUAAAUCUUUACAAGAUAAAUACACCCCGAAUGGGUUACAUCAUAGUAAUUUCCAAAAUCCAAUGCUAUUAGACAACGGUUAUGAAAAGAAGACGAACGGCUUCGGAAGUGGUUCGUCGCCAACGAGGUCAGACUUUAGAAAGAAAGAGAGACGGAAAAUGCGUGCGAAUAGUUCGGAGUCGGAUGGCUCUAAUAUGGACAUCGGGUCUGAGAGCAGCGGGCAGGUGGCAGCAGUGUCGUCCACCGCCGGCUUCAAGUCCCCGAUGCAUGGUGCCCCUCAGAUGACCACCGGGCCCAUGGAGCUAGAUGACAUUUCCAGCGAAAAACAGACGAAGAAGAAGCGGAAGCGCUGCGGCGAAUGCAUCGGCUGCCAGCGCAAAGACAACUGCGGCGACUGCGCGCCGUGCCGCAACGACAAGUCGCACCAAAUCUGCAAGCAGCGCCGGUGCGAGAAGCUGACUGAGAAGAAGGUCUUACAAGACAUCAAGAGCUACCGCGGCCGCAAGCCCCUCGGCGGAUCAGCGGGAGUGCCCGGCGGCCUGAGUCCCGGCGUUCCCGUGGUCCCGGGCCUGAGUCCCGUGGUGCCGGCCGCUGCUUCUCCCGGGCCCGCGCCCGCGCCCGCUGCCCCCAGCCCAGCCCCGGCCACCACGCCGCAUAUGAAGCAGGAACACCCCAGUCAGCCAAUGGCACCAAUGCCGUUCUACGCGGGAGAUCCCAACAGAUUCCCUACGACAUGGCAGGCGGAUCCAACACAAGUCUUAAUUAUUGUUCCAGGUUGGCAGAACCAGUUUGUCCAACAACUACCAACGCAGGCGGGUCAGACGACGCUAGACUAUCAGGGCAACCACACUGCGUACGCGACGUCGCCCCACUACCAGGCCAACACCACGUACACCGUCCAGAACGUCGCUACCACCUUCGACGUGACUAAUAACACGUACUACCAAACUGGGGUUCAGUCCAUACCAGCGCAGAGGCCGCCGUCCAACCGUGGCGCGUACACUCCCGUCCCGUCGCCGAGGGCUCCGCACUACACCACGGAGUACCAGCAACAGUACGCACAACAAGCUCCCACACCCAGUGGCAACGCAGGCAACGAUUCCCGACCGGCAUCUGCCGCUUCCUACCAAAACACCGUGCCCACAUCGGCUGCGCCCGUUUACACCGUCAGCCAACAAAACUAUGAACGCACAGAGUACACGUCUGAGCACACAGAGGAUUACAACUCUGAGAACGGCACGACUGACGCCAGCAACGAUGGGGAGAGACAGGAGCAAACAACACCCAAUGGACAGCAUUCGGGAAACGCCGAGCCUGGGUACCUGCAGGGGAGCAACGGUCCGCGAGCUUCACUAGAUUGUAGCGGGUAUUCAGGCGGCUAUAAUGGCGGACAGUAUAGGGAGAACGGCCAACAGCAGCAGCAGCAACAACAGCAGCAGCAGCAGAAUCAAAAUGACUGGCAGCAACGCCAGUGGCAGCAUAACCAAAGAUUACAAAACCAACAGAUGCAAAAUCAGCAACAACAGAUGCAAAAUCAGCAGCUUCAGAAUCAGCAACAACAACAGAUGCAGAAUCAGCAACAGCAACUUCAGAACCAACAACAGCAACAGUUGCAAAAUCAACAGCAACAAAUGCAAAAUCAACAACAGCAACAGUUGCAAAAUCAACAACAACAGCAGAUGCAAAAUCAACAGCAGCAAAUGCAAAAUCAAAUUCAAAAUCAUCAAAACCAACAGAUGCAAAAUCAGCAGAUGCAACAACAAAACCAGGAGAACGCUGAACAGCAAAUGUUCUCUCAAUCAGACAGGGUUAAUUUAAACUCGAGACUGAAAACGAUGAUAUUAAAUAAACAGAAUCAUACCCGAGACGGCACCAACACGCCGCCGGAUAAAGGCGACCCUGGAGAAGGGCCGCCUCGGGUGAUAGACGAUAGAAAAGGCGGGGUGGGCUCCGUCGGUGAUGAUAGGAACACUACCGGUCAUUUUUUAUCGUAUAGCCACCAUCUCCGAGAUAAUUACCGAAUAGGCGAGCAAACGUACGCGCUCGCUGGUAAUUAUGCACAAAACGCCCAAGCCUAUGGCGCGGGUGAAUUCGGAGGUGGUGGCCACCAAGUAUGGGAGGGGGGGACAGGGGUCCCGAGAGGUUAUGAUAAACACGCUACGUCGAAGAACGUAUCUAAAACUCCUCAAAAGUUACCGUCUUACGCAGACAUGAGGGGACAAUUCGGUGCCUACUCGAAUGAACAGUAUGGAGCCCAAAAAUAUGCAGAAAUUUACGGUAGUGAUAGUUUAAGUUUUAAUCAACAAGAUAAUAAAGAUUUUCAAUCGAAGAUGCUUAUUGGACCAGUAUCAGAGAUGAAUCAACAACUUCGUGCCCCGUCGAGGGACACCAACGCACAAAGAAGAGCUUAUGAUAGGGAAGCAUAUGAUGCAAAAUUUAGACAUCCAUCAGCGCCUUUAAUUCCAAAAUUGGAAAUCCCAGAUAAUACGUAUCAAUACCACAAAGAUGAAAGGUUAUUAAAAACUAAUCCCCAAGUUGCCAUGAAUCAGAAUCAGUAUUUAAAGCAGAACGAACAGGCGCAACAGAAUAGUAUUUACCGUGACUACCCAAACGGUAUGAUUGCGAGACCCCAACAAAAUACUGUGUUACCGCCAAUUUCCUCAAUAAAACAAGAAAAUUUUGGCCAAAAGCCGCCUAACUUUCAACACUUUCAACCUUAUCCUUUUGAAAGAAGGCAAGAGCCUGAAGUAUAUUCUCAAAUUCCUCGGUUACAAGAAAAUGUGGGUUUUCAAAGAUACAGUAGAAAUUGUAAUGAACCUAAGCCUAACAAUCAAAUGGACAACAGAAUGGAUUCUGUUAAAAAUAUGUCUACGGAACCUAAGCCACCGUAUUACAUUGAGCAGAUCAAAUCCGAACAUUCUCCUCCAGGAACUAAAAUUUACAAAAACAAUUAUCCGCCACCUAGAAACGAACCCUAUAUUUAUCCUGGAGACGGUGGUCCAGUCACGAUAAAAGACGAAGUGGGAUACUCCUGCUGUCGUCAAGGUUCCACUAAAAAACCACCACCUGAGCACUUAAGGGACGGUGCGUGUCCAGGCCUUCAAACCAAAGAUGAGAUAUUAGAAGAAGACCCAGACAGCACUGACAAGAAUGAUCCUAAGAGCCAAUCAAAACCUGGCACGCCUGGGCCCGAUCCUAUGGGUAAAGUUCCUAAAGAAAAUCAGUUUAAUUAUUCCAAAGAAUAUCUAGAGAAUCUUGAAAGGUUAAGGAAUAACUCCAGAACCGAAGUGCCUGACUGCAAUUGUUUUCCAGCUGAUAAGAAUCCUCCUGAGCCUGGGAGCUAUUACACUCAUUUAGGAGCUGCGUCAUCUCUAGCGGAACUUCGCAAAGAUCUAGAAGCCCGAACCGGCUUGUCGGGGAAAGAACUGAGAAUGGAGAAGAUCUGCUACACGGGGAAAGAAGGGAAAUCUGCUCAAGGCUGUCCGAUAGCCAAAUGGGUGAUCCGCCGUUCCAGCUACACGGAGAAAGUGCUCGUGGUUGUAAAAUGCCGCGCGGGCCACAAGUGCGCGACCGCCUGGAUCGUGGUGUGUCUGGUCGCGUGGGAGGGCAUCCCGCAGUCCGAGGCUGAUCUGGACUAUACUCUGCUGUCGCAUAAGCUGCACCGCUACGGGCUACCCACUACCCGUCGCUGUGCUACUAAUGAGAACAGGACUUGUGCUUGCCAGGGACUAGAUCCAGAAACGUGCGGUGCAUCCUACAGCUUCGGCUGCUCGUGGUCAAUGUACUACAACGGCUGCAAGUACGCCCGCUCCAAGACCGUGCGAAAGUUCCGUCUCUCAGUCAAGACCGAAGAGAGCGAGAUCGAAGAACGAAUGCACGUUCUAGCCACUUUACUCAGCCCACUCUAUAUGAACCUAGCUCCGAAAUCCUUUGAGAACCAAUGCCAAUUUGAAAAGGAAGCCUCGGACUGCCGACUCGGGUUCAAGCCGGGAAGACCUUUCUCUGGCGUGACAGCAUGCAUCGACUUCUGCGCGCACGCACACCGCGACUUACACAAUAUGAACAACGGUUGCACAGCUGUAGUGACUCUAGCACGACACCGCGCGCUCGCUCGUCCGGCUGACGAGCAACUCCACGUUUUGCCGCUAUACGUGCUCGAUGCGACGGACGAAUUCGGCUCGAAGGAUGCGCAAGAUGAAAAGCUACGCAGCGGCGCGCUGGAGAUCCUCGAUAAAUUUCCCAUGGAAGUUCGAGUACGGUCAGUGCCACUGCAGCCGUGCAGACGUCACGGCAAGAAGCGGAAGGAGGAAGAGACGUCCGACUCGGCCAACGCCUCCAACAACUCGCAGCAGAGUCCCGGCGGGCAGAAGAAGUCUCAGUGCUCCACGCCGGCUCCUCGCACCCCACAGCCGGAUAACAGGAAUAAUGCUAGCCCGCGAAGCCAGAGCAGCGCCUCCCCCCGAGCCCAUACCCCCGCUUUAAACCAGCCCAAUACACCAACCUUUACCAACAACCCCCACUACAACUCGGCGUUCGUCAACCCCAAUAUGCACAACCAAAAUCCCGGCCUCAUCAACACCAAUCUUAGCAACCCGGCUCUAUUAGACAUGGCCACCAUGAUCGACAACUUCACCGACGCCCAACUGCAAAGCAAUCAAAUCUCCAGCACUGUGCUCGACUCGCCCUAUAAUCCUUACGAUCAGAGUUACAACCUCCACCACCAAAACGCACUGUAUAACCCGAACGGUGUACCAUCGUUAGUGGAGGGAAACGCUUGCCAAAAUCCCAACCCGAAUCAACUUCCAAGUUUUGCUUCUGGCUUACAAAAGAGAGACCACUUCAAUGCUCAAAACCCAAAUCAACAGAUGAAUGCGCUUCCCCAAAACCAAUGGCCGGACUUCGCUAACGCCGAAAUGUUCAACAACGUGGUGAAGGAGGACCCGGACUCGACCACGGCCCAUUUGAACGUUCCACCUAACUACAGUCCCGAUUCCAAUCGAAGUGAAACUAAUUCAGAUCCAAUGUCCCAGAAAAAUCCUACAGAACCGGAUAAACAGAACAUGAUCGCCAGAGACAUGGUUCCUAAAUUGUCCGAAUUUGAAUUGCCCAGCUCACCGCGACUCACAGAGAUAUCUCAACAUCCUCAAAGCAAACCCGAGUCGCCGGCUCCUUCACAAAUACCAAAAUCUCCCAAUAAUGACGCACUUAAUCCGACAGAAGUGCGAAAGAGCGUGUGGAAAUCUCCGGAAUCAAAGAAUUGGGACCCUACGAAACCAAAGGAACAAUUGGUAUCAGAGAAUGAGAAUAGUUUGUUUAGGGUCCCAAAAGCGAGGCCGCCCUCACGCUCCCAGCACAGCAACCCACCAGAGGGAAUGGAGAACUCCACCUUUUUGAAGCCGUAUCCUCCUUCUGAGAGACCGCAUUUGAGUCAGGGAUACGAGCACAGAAGUCCUUACGACAAUAGGCUAACAAAUAACCCAACACCUCAAACAACAUCUGCUCCUCCAACAAAUUUCACGAUAAAUCACGAGGAACAAAAUAUAGCCUUAGCCAACAAAACAACCACCGAGUUCACUGGAAAUAAUUUUCAUGCCGUCAAUCAGAAUUCCUAUGGAAAUCAAACUUCUAUUCAAGGGUUCGGCAACUACCCACAAAUGCCAAACGCAUAUUCAUAUCCGCCUAAUCCGUAUGGACAUUUUAAUCCUUAUGAAAAUAGUUAUAACGAUUAUAAUAGUUUAGCCUACUACAACGCCGAGAAAUAUAAACGGGAGGAGCUUCUGAGAAACCCGCAUUGCUACAACUCCUACGGGUAUCAAUACAACCCUAACUUCGCAUCAAACUUUUAUCAAAAUCCGAGUCCAAACUGGUGCCAAUCUUCGCCGAACUGGUGCCUGUAUCCACCCCCAUUUUCUAUUCCUUACCCACCUGAACCACCAAAAGCAGAACCCAUUGGGGAGGUGACUGACUUUACGGAUAAUCUCGAAUGUUUUAAAGACAGCCAGAUGGGUGGAGUGGCCAUCGCUUUAGGCCACGGGAGUGUGCUGUUCGAGUGCGCGAAACACGAGAUGCACUCGACGACUGCGGUCAAAACUCCAAACAGAGUGAACCCUACGCGAAUUUCCCUGGUAUUCUACCAGCACAGAAACCUGAAUCGUCCAAAGCAUGGGCUGGAGGAGUGGGAGGAGAAGAUGCGACUUAAGAAAUUAGGGUUGAAUCCUUCAACGCCGAGCACUCCGGGGCCGAACUCGAACUCAGUGUCCCCGGCGUCUACUCCCGGGUUAGAGCAGAGGCAGGGGGAGAAAUGGAAAAAUAACGAGGACGCGAUUCCCGGCGGGUACACUUCUCUAGCGGCACUGGUGGAAGCGACGAACGCUGCGCGAAGGAGCGGCCAGCUUAUGCUGCGAACGGACACGCAAACUACCAUGUCUUGGACGACGCUGUUCCCCAUGCACGGUUGCACUGUCACGGGCCCCUACCAGGAGGCCGCCACCUGACGUCGCGCCCGCCGCGCCACCCCCGCGGCCCCCUAAUCAAUAAGCUCCUUUAACUCUCAGUAGUCGCAGUCGAUGCGAGCUUCCCGAACGUUCCGUAGUUCCUGGAUCUUAACUUUAGGCGCUGAGGAUGCGUACUUUGUGCGUCCCAAAUUCCUGUUUAACGUUGGAAUUGACUACCGUUCUAUCGAAGUAUUUUGUAACCGAGUGAGUUUUCAAUCAAAGAUAAGUUUAAGUUUAAUAGUGUUUAUCGCAUUUCAGCUAGUCUUACGUUAUCGCUUAGUGUCGAUCGUGUAUCGUUCGAGUGACCGUAAUCGUGUAGAGUUCUUUGUAUAUUCUUGUCGUAAUUUUAGUUUGCGCCGGGGUCGAAUCGGCCGUUUCUGGAAUUAGUUUAAUUAUUUUUACGUUCUGUGCUGUAUAAAAUAGUGACGUUUAGCAUUUUGUCUGCAUAUUUUGUCGAUGUUUUCUAAUUAAGCGCAUAAUCCGCUUUAUGCGACGCAAUGAUCUCAAUAACUACUAACCUACGAGUAUGUAUGUAUGUGCUCAGAACAAAAGUACAAAACAUCACGAGGAGGUUGUGCGUACUCGACGACGUGUUUAUUGAUAUUUUUGUACCUUUGUCUGUGUAUUAGUUGAUUUAUUUUAUGUGUAUUUUGUAAUGAUUACCAUUCCUCUGCCUUUGUUUACAUUGAUUGUUUUGGCAUUUCAUUAGUUACUCGAAACAUGGCGUUGUCGCCGCAGUGUAUUUUAUUCAACAAAGACAUGAGUGCUUUUCUAUUAGGUUAAGAUGUGUGUAUUUUUAACUUUUUAGAAUAUUUAACUUAUUUAUAUUAUUGUAUUACGUGAAUCAUUAUCAAAUCAUUUCUUUGUAAUAAUUUAGUAUUAUGGUAGACGUUAAUAUUUAAUAUAUUUGCUUUAUGAGUCGACAUUAAAUUAUUGCAGUUGUUUUGUGCAUGUUCAAGGAGCCUUCUUUACUCUCGAGUGCCUGUACUUUGGCUAGCCGAUGAUAUUAUGUGGAGCGAAUCUUCUCACUCAUGUGACCUUAUUGUUUGUUCGUGUAAUUGAUCACUUUCUUGUUUAGCGACGAUAAAUUUUAUAAAUUAGAAAACAUACAAUAAAAGAUGAAUAAUAAACAUACAUUUAUAAGAAUAGGAUACGUUCAAGGAAAAAAAUCAGGCGCUUGGAAAGAUAUAAAGUAGGCAUAUUAUUGAAAAUGAAUGAAAACAUACUGAUAAAUAGUUAUUAAUAUAUAAUUAGAGUAAGAAAAAGUUUGUUUUAAAGAUUAAACUAUUGAUAUAGUUUAUAUUUUUUACGUGUACGUAUUUAUUGAAUGGUAAAUUUAUUGGGACGAACGUGAAAAUUAUUUAUAAGUAAAAGUUUUGAGAGCAAAACUUAUAAAAACUAAGCAAUAAUAGACAUCGGGGUCUAUGUACAUUGUAAUACGUAGGAAUGAAAUAUUAUAACGAAUGGUGCGAAAUUGUCGUCGGUCUUAUGGAGUGCUUGGCGUUUGGAUUCUUACGAAAUUGCCUAAAUUGUAUUCGGAUAUUGUUUUAAGUGAAGCGUUGGUAAAAUGCCCUAGAGUUCUUGCCAUUUUACUAGUUGCCAAUCAUGUUAACUGAUGCAUUGAGUGACAAGACAUAUCAGAGCAAUCGCAGUUGUAUCAAUAGUUUGUAACCGAAUCGAGCAGAAACAGGCAAGGUUGUACUAAAUGUAAUCGAAUACACUUCCUUAGAUUAUCUCGGGUCUUUUGUAAGAAACUAAUGUAUCAUUUAGGUCACUAGCAACCUGUGAUAUACCCAUUAACUCACGUGCGUGUGUGUCUGUCUCCAGUGUGUUCUAGUAUACCAUUGAAACCAAAUCGACCAGUAUUGACAAAAUGUUGUAACCAAAAAUACAAUUUGUUUGUAGAUGGGUAUUGCCAAUGUGGGUUUUAUACGAAACCGCUUUUGUGUUACGAUGGACUUUGUAACGAUAUUUUUAUUAUUGUCUUCUGCCAAAACAAAAGAGUAAUCGAAUGUGUCAUGUAAAUAGAACUACCAUUAUUUAUUAAUACAAUAAUUUAAAAAGA
Messenger RNA from Ostrinia nubilalis (European corn borer), 10175 nucleotides. RefSeq names its product methylcytosine dioxygenase TET (gene Tet). The coding region runs from base 812 to 8110 and encodes 2432 amino acids. The transcript has 12 exons. The record is from RefSeq and is a predicted model, not a curated record. Gene Ontology annotation, molecular function: DNA binding; DNA 5-methylcytosine dioxygenase activity; zinc ion binding. NCBI's taxonomy places the organism in Eukaryota, Metazoa, Arthropoda, Insecta, Lepidoptera, Crambidae. Gene Ontology annotation, cellular component: nucleus. Gene Ontology annotation, biological process: positive regulation of transcription by RNA polymerase II.